GUGUGCGAAUUGGAGAGUAAAAGCAAGUGGGAGAUGAAGCGAGAAAGAUGGAAUAAAGGAUAAAAAAAAAUAAAAAACCAAAAAUGAAUCUAUCCUAUUCCUCAGUAAUAGCCUACGGUUGCCGCUACUUUGCGCCCCCUUUUAAGCAGCUCUUAAGCUACACCCUCCUCCCUCCUCAUCACCACCACCGUCGCCCUUCGCUCUUGCACUCUUCUUUCAACAACCUCAAUCGCUUCCUCACGGGUAACUCUCUCUUCUUCAGGAUGGAGCGAUUCUGGAGUGGAAGUGCAAUUGACAAGAAUAAAGCAAUGGUAGAGCACUUGCAGCGUUAUGGUGUGAUUACAUCAAAGAAAGUUGCUGAAGUAAUGGAGAAAAUUGAUAGGGCUUUAUUUGUACCAGAUGGUACCCCACCUUAUGUUGAUACUCCCAUGGCAAUAGGCUACAAUGCCACCAUUUCUGCUCCUCAUAUGCAUGCAACAUGUCUUCAACUGUUAGAGGAGAAUUUGCAGCCAGGCAUGCGUGCUUUAGAUGUUGGCUCAGGCACUGGAUAUCUGACAGCUUGCUUUGCCUUAAUGGUUGGACCACAAGGUCGUGCUAUUGGUGUGGAACAUAUUCCUGAGCUGGUGGCUUCUUCCAUUAAAAAUAUUGAAAAAAGCCUUGCAGCUUCUUUAUUGAAAGAAGGUUCCCUCUCCGUGCAUGUUGGUGAUGGAAGGAAAGGUUGGCCAGAGUGCGCACAAUAUGAUGCCAUACAUGUUGGAGCAGCAGCACCUGAAAUCCCGCAGCCCCUUAUUGACCAGUUGAAACCUGGAGGCAGAAUGGUGAUUCCUGUAGGAAACAUAUUCCAAGAUCUUAAGGUAGUGAAUAAAAACUUGGAUGGAUCUAUUAGUGUUCGGAGUGAGACGUCUGUCCGUUAUGUUCCUUUGACCAGUCGUGAUGCUCAGUUAAGGGGCUAUUGAUUUUGAAGAUGUGUCUGGCUUGGGGGUUUUGCACUAUAUGUCGUUGUUGGAGAAGGAAAGAGGUGGUUUCAGAAUAUCUGGUAUCCGGUUAUUGUACAGAAUAUUUUGGUGUGGUGCUUCUCUGAUGUCCUUGUUUGAAAAUGCUUGUCACCCUUAUGCUUUGAACUUAAAACAUAAUGUUUCGUUUCCAAUGAAUUCGUCAUUCUAUAAGGCUUAAUAAGUUACGGUUGCAAGA
Molecule: messenger RNA, 1191 nt
Organism: Rubroshorea leprosula
Lineage: Eukaryota; Viridiplantae; Streptophyta; Magnoliopsida; Malvales; Dipterocarpaceae
Source: the annotation of a GenBank genome assembly